Messenger RNA from Sebastes umbrosus (honeycomb rockfish), 2885 nucleotides. RefSeq names its product zinc finger protein 235. The record is from RefSeq and is a predicted model, not a curated record. Bases 1085 to 2848 code for a protein of 587 amino acids. Gene Ontology annotation, molecular function: DNA-binding transcription factor activity, RNA polymerase II-specific; RNA polymerase II cis-regulatory region sequence-specific DNA binding. The transcript is spliced from 5 exons. NCBI's taxonomy places the organism in Eukaryota, Metazoa, Chordata, Actinopteri, Perciformes, Sebastidae. Gene Ontology annotation, biological process: regulation of transcription by RNA polymerase II.
UCAUGAGCACAAACAAGCAGAACACCACAUACAGGAGACUGUAAAGAAGAAGAAGCUCACGUUAGCUCGGUUACAUGCUUUAGUUCACACGAAUGUACUGCGCUAAAGAGCCCUCUCUCGUGGAGUCCGUCAACACGAGUGUAAAUAGAUCAACACGUUGCUCGACUAUGGUUUAUUUAAGUCGUAGUUGUGUGCGGUUUGUUGACAGUGUGACGCCGUUAACGUCGAUUAGCAUACGGAUGCUACCGUUAAACUAAGGAGUCCCAUCAGCAUCAGCUAGCUGGCUGCUAGGUGACCAUCUGCAGCGACAUGAAGGUGAUCCGUGUCAGUCAUUAGCUCAUCGUUAGUGCCUUUUAACGGGUAUAAUUAAAUUAAUAUAUCUGUGUAUUGCUCAAUACCUGAAAUACCCACAACAACAAGUGGGUGUGUAGCGAUGGUGCACAGUGGAAACAACCUGGGUUAGCAUCUCCCAAGAGUCUUUUCCUCACACGGAUCUCAGACUGAGGUCAAGCUUUAAUUUUGAAAUUCUCCAUCAGAAUGUCCUGAUACUGUCUGAGUGAUACUCUGAGGUGGUCUACUAUUAUUCUGAAGUGAAAUUAAUCUGUGAUAGUGAACAGUUUCCUUACAUCAAUUCUAUCUAUCUACUGUAAUUUAGAAGUCAGAUCAGUCUUUGGAAAUGUAUUCUUUAAUAUUAAGUUUGUCUAAGUAUCUACACAAUUGGAAUAAUAUUUUUCUCUGAACUACAUUUUGGAGGCGGUUUGUUUUUCUUUUAAAUUAUCAUUAAUUUAAUUUAGUAUUUCAUAUGUAUUCAUUUUAUAUGUUUAAUUAUUCAUUCAUUAAUUUAUUUAUCAUCGACAGACUGACUGACCUCUUGAAUGAAUCUGAAUGGCCCAUCACGUUCAUCAGAACCUUGCUUUUAUUUUGAUGUCCUAUACUCUCUUACCGUCCUACACGCUGAAGUCAGUUCCUACACGCUCUUACCGUAAUGCCUAGGAUACUGGCUUGACUGUGUUUUUCGAAGUGGAGGCUGGUUUGACCGCAGUGAACUCCCAUUAUAAGACAAGGGACCCUGGACAGUCUCAUCAUGUCGGACCUGGACACGCUCAUUGUGACUUUCCAGACCCAGCUCUCGGAUGUGAUGGAGACCGUGGUGAAGACGGCCAUGUAUGAGGUCACCAGGUUGGUGGAGGACGGCUUCUUGGAGGAGAUGCAGCGCAGGAACCAGGAGGUGGAGACACUGAGGAUGCAGCUGCAGUGGGCUGAGAGGAAAUUAAGUAACCAAGGGGGUAAAGAAGAAGGAGGAAGGCAAAUUGGGAGGUGUGUCGACUGUGCCAAGGAUGGUGUGGAGCUGUCCAGUGACGCUGCAGAAGAAGAAAGGUCCAAAGAACAGCAGGAUGACAUUUUGGGGUGCUGUGGCGUGAAAGAAGAGGGCGACUCUCUGGAAAGGUGGACAAUAAGCCUCGCACAGGAAGUCACACCAGAGUCAUCACAGGCAGCAGACAAUCCUACAUCCACUCUCAGCCCUGAGGGGAAGUCACAGACAGCAGCAGAAGAAGAAGAUGUGUUGCCAGCUGUGGAUGUGAAGGAAGAAGAAGCGAAUAAGCCGUCUUGUUCUUCCGUGCAUUGGAGUGGUCCUCUUGAUGGUGAAACAGGACCUGAAUCCUGCAGCGCUACUGAGAUGACUGAGACACAUCUGAAACCGACUCCAGAGAACGAUGAGGAAUUAUUGAGGGAUGUUAUUAAGCAAGACCCUCAGAUCUCUGCCGCAUAUGUCUUUACCGAAGACCAGGAGGAAAUGCACAUGGCCACAGAUCCGUCUUUAGAGGUGGACAGCGGUUGGGCUGGCCUGACUGUCACAAUAGCUGGAAUGCUGCAGAAUCACAGACUUGAAACAGAGAGUGAUCCAGACAAAACUAGAGGUCUUUUAAAGCAAACAGAACAUGAGCUGUCCAACUCUGUCACAACAGACGUUGAUGUUCCGGUUACUCCGGGAAGAGGUCAGAUUUCAGCCUCGGCGUCCCCUGACGCAAGACUGCAGAACAGCGAUGGGUUGGGUGUGACCGUCAAGCAGGAGGUUAUUGUCGAUUCUGACGGCUGCAUGGAAAGCAAGCCUAAAGAAAAGAAAAUGACAAAGUCCGGGAUGGGGUCUUUCUCACGUUCAGUAAGACAGCACAGAUUGAGUUCAGAAGCACUCAAGCAGAACCACAUUUCCCACAAAGCCACCGUGCAGGAGGUGAUGAAGCUGCAUUCUAAAGCGGGUUCAGGUCACAGACUGCAAGCUGCCAUACAGCACCUCCACAGACCGAUGAAAAAGCCCCCUCACACACAGUCAAACAGUACCGCCGCAGCACCAUCCACAAUCCACGCUCACGUCGUAAAUUUAAAUCCCCUCAACAGAACUCCCUCCACGUCUAAAGCCGCUCCUCCUCCUCCGCCGCUCUCAGUCCAGCGAGGUCACCUGGGCGACAAACAAGCCGCAGCACAUAACCGAACCGGAGCCCCGUGGGUCAGCGUCAAAACGCACCAGUGCGCAAACUCCCAUCUCAGCAACCCCGUGCCCCAUCCAGACUCUCACCUCCACGCCGGUCCCAGGCACCUCCUGCGCUGCGGCCAGUGCGGGAAGUGCUUUCCCCACCCCAGCAACCUCAAGGCCCACCUGCAGACUCACACAGGGGAGCGGCCUUUCUGCUGCUCCCUCUGCGGCCGCAGCUUCACCAAGCUGAGCAACCUCAAGGCCCACCGGCGGGUCCACACCGGAGAGAGACCCUACUGCUGCUUGGCUUGCGGCAAACGCUUCACCCAGAAAUGCAACCUGAAGCGCCACCAGAGGAUCCAUCUGGAUGUAUGAUGACGGACAGCCCAGUGAUAUAAAAGACAAAGUUUGG